Molecule: messenger RNA, 213 nt
Organism: Rotaria sp. Silwood1
Lineage: Eukaryota; Metazoa; Rotifera; Eurotatoria; Philodinida; Philodinidae
Source: the annotation of a GenBank genome assembly
AUGGCUCAAUUUGUACUGAUCAAUGUUCUUGUUGCUGUACUCAUGAAAAAACUUGAAGAUUCAAACGAGACGAUAGAUACUAAUGCUGAAAUGGAUGAAGAAAUUGAACAACAACUUGAACCUGAUGUACAUGAUAGAAAUAUUGUUGAACAAUCAUUACUAGACGUGAAUGCACUUCAUGUAAAAGAAAAAGUCAUAUUGACGAAGCUAUAA